UGACUGAUUUCAUGAUGAACAAUUAAUGGUUUAACUUUAAAUUAGUUUGUAGUUUUUAAAACCUAGACAUAAACUGUUUUCAUGCUGAUUCUUAAUACGUUGACUAUAUUAAUACAAGUAGUUUUUAUAGUGUUUAUGUCAAUAUUGUCAAUGAAUAUAUUAAAAUAUUUCACUGGUACUUUAAGAACAAUGGCCACGGUUGCUCCUGCUCUAUUCGUCAACCAUGGAGGUGGACCUCUGCCGCUGUUGGGGGACAAGGAACACGCUGGACUAACUGUAUUCCUGAGAGACGAAGUUAAAAAGCAUGUGAACCUAAAAGAAUUGAAAGCGAUAAUACUGGUCACAGCGCACUGGGAGGAAGACGUCGUUACCAUUUCAUCCGGUAAACACCACGAUUUAUACUUUGACUACUACGGCUUCCCCCCUGAAUCAUACAAAUACAGAUACGACGCGCCAGGGAAUCCUGAAUUGGCCAAUAGAAUACACGAAAAACUUAAAAACUCCGGUAUAGACUCUAAAUUAGAUCCAAAACGAGGUUGGGACCACGGAGUUUUCGUUCCGAUGCUUCUGAUUAAUCCCGCGGCAGACAUUCCCAUAGUACAAAUAUCCGUAUUGAACAGUCAAGAUCCAAAGAAGCAUUAUGAAUUAGGCGAAGCACUUCAGGAGUUCCGCAAAGAGGGUAUCGCUAUCCUAGGCUCCGGUAUGUCCUACCAUAACAUGAGAGAGUUCAGGUUCGGACGAAACCAAGACCACGUUGUAAACACGGAAUUCGAUGAGUACAUAACUAAAGUGUGUACGGCUAAAGAUGAGAAAUCAAGACGAGAAGGUUUGUAUUCUUGGAGAGACCAGCCCGGGGCCACAGAGGCACAUCCAGCGCGAGCCGCUGAGCAUUUUAUGCCAUUGAUCGUUGUGGCUGGUGCGGGUGGGACAGCCCAAGGCGAAAGAAUCUUCAAUUGGGAUAUGGCUAAUACGUUUAGAUUGAGUGCCUUCAUAUGGAAAGGCUUGUGAACUAAAAGUUUAGAUUCCGGUAUUGAAACCUAUAAUUAAAGCAUUCUUUGGUAAUGGGUAUAAGUUUUUUUAUAGCAGAACUCGAGCAUUGAAGUUGAUUGAUAAGAAAUAUAUAUCGCGUUUAGUCUACAAACAUACUUUUUCUUCAUCUAUUUAUGUAACACAGAUAAAUAACGGAUUUAAUUAGGUACAAAGAUAUGCAAUAUAGGAUUAAUUAAAAUGUCGCUCAAACCAAAUAACCCUUCACUAGAUAAUAUUGAAAUUUAAAAACGAUUAGUGUAUAUAAAAUUUAUUAUUGACGAUAAAUAGAACCCUUAGAAUUAAAGUGGCUUAACUAGAAAUGUAAAGACAAUAUGAGUUUUAUACAUUGAACGCCUUACAUAAAUGCAUUCUAUCGGAUUAUAAAAUUGACAAUUCUCAUUUAGUUUUACUGGUGGUAGAACUUCUUGUAAGUCCACACUGGUAGGCACCACCACCCUGCCUAUUUCUGCUGUGAAGCAGUAAUGCGUUUCGGUUUGAAGAG
Bombyx mandarina (wild silkworm) is the source of this 1531-nucleotide messenger RNA. RefSeq lists its product as uncharacterized. NCBI's taxonomy places the organism in Eukaryota, Metazoa, Arthropoda, Insecta, Lepidoptera, Bombycidae. The record is from RefSeq and is a predicted model, not a curated record. Gene Ontology annotation, molecular function: zinc ion binding; ferrous iron binding; dioxygenase activity.